Molecule: messenger RNA, 3175 nt
Organism: Eriocheir sinensis (Chinese mitten crab)
Lineage: Eukaryota; Metazoa; Arthropoda; Malacostraca; Decapoda; Varunidae
Gene: psidin
Product: N-alpha-acetyltransferase 25, NatB auxiliary subunit-like
Exons: 17
Coding region: 14-3124 (1036 amino acids)
Biological process (GO): N-terminal peptidyl-methionine acetylation
Cellular component (GO): NatB complex; cytoplasm
Molecular function (GO): protein-N-terminal amino-acid acetyltransferase activity; protein binding
Source: RefSeq, a predicted model, not a curated record
CGGGUAGUCCACCAUGGCCGGCAAGUCCCACGUUGACGAUUCCGUGAUAGAGCGUCGACUCCGGCCUAUUUACGAAUGGUUGGACACAGGCACCAACAAGAAGGCCGUUCAGGAGGCCGACAAAGUUCUCCGCAAACAGCCCUCCCUGCACUGUGCCCGGGUCUUGAAGGGCCUGGCACUGUUACGCAUGGGGCGACGCGGGGAGUGCCAGGACUUGGUGGCGGCCGUGGUUAAGGAGGGGCCCACCGAUGAGGCUACGUUGCAGGCACUCACCAUAUGCUACAGGGAAAUGCACAUGCCCGAGGAGAUCUGCCGCGUGUACGAGGCGGCCGUGAGGUGCGAGCCGGGCAACGAGGAGCUGCUAUCCCACCUGUUUAUGGCAUAUGUCCGUGUGGGUGACUACAGGAGCCAGCAGCAGACCGCAAUGAGGCUGUACAAGCUGAGGCCCAAGAACCCUUACUACUUUUGGGCCGUCAUGAGCCAUGUUAUGCAGGGUCACAAGUCCGCCGACCCCAAAGGCAAGGAGGUCAGUCUUUUGCUAGCUGAACGGAUGGUCAACAACUUCGUCAAGAACGGCAAGAUUGAGGCGGAAGCGGAAGUGAUGACCUACCUGCACAUACUGGAGACUCAGGGCAAAUUCAAGGACGCCAUCGCGGUGCUUGACAGUCCGCUUGCAGCCAAGGUCAUCCACCAGCCGGAGAACUUCCUCGCUUUAAAACGCGGAUCCUACCACGCGCGUUUGGGGGAGUGGGCGGCGGCGGCGGGGGUCUACCGCACCCUAAUCACCCAGGAGCCUGAUAAUUGGCAACACUACAUCGUAUACAUCAAAUCAAUCAUCAACUUGUCCGAGGAAACUGAUACCAGAGAAGGAGGAGGAGGAGGAGGAGGAGGAGGAGGAGAGCAGCCCCCUCCGACCCCCCCUCCCCCUACACCCCCCUCACCAGCGGCAGAUCCUUUGAAAGAAGCCUCGGAGUUUUUGAGCGACAUGCGAAAAAGUGCGAUUGAGGGAAAUGGGAAGGAGCGCGGCCCCCUCCUUGGCCCUCUGCAGCUGGCCAAGGCACUGACGGACUCUGGCAGGGCCGCGAGGGUGCCGGAUCUGUGUGGCGACAUCAAUGACCUCCUCCUUCUGUACAUCGAGAAGUAUGGCGACAAGAUGUGUUGCCACGGAGAUAUCGUCAAUUUUCUUCCGCUGGUGCCGAGAGAGAGAGUGCCAGCCCUCCUCUCUGCUGUCGACCGCAUGUGUGCCCGCGAUGUCAGUGGAGCACCUGUGGACGUUGAGGCAGUGUACCGUGACCUGUGCUUCCACCAGCUGAGGCGGGCGCUGGGGGGUCAGGAGGAGCUCACUCCCCCCCAGCACCAGGCCUUCGCUGACUCCCUGGUCCGGCUGUACCGCGCCACGCAGCACCUCGCUGAGCACACGGCAGACACGGACAUCAGGCCCGGCGACGCAUACUUAAUCCUCGCCACACACAGCUACCUCACCGCAAUCACCACCACCACCACCACCACCACAGGGGAAGGGGGGGGUGCGGGUGGUCCAGGGGGGAGCGUCGACCCCCAGAGCUUAAUCCUCCGAGUGGCAGCCAUAUUGGAAGCUGGGAUUGAGCAGACGAAGGCCAAUUUCCAGCUUAAGCUUCUGUUGAUUAAAGUUUAUAAUAUGCUGGGUGCGAGCGGGGCAGCGCGGGGCAUCUACGAGCGCUGUGACAUGAAGCACAUACAACUGGACACGUUGGGACACGUUUUUGGGCUACAGGCGCUGGACUCCGGAAGCUACGCAGCGGCUGGCUCGGUUUUUGCGGCGACGCUGAAAUUCUUCAUGGCUAACUAUAAGGAUACAUCGGACCCCCUAAUCUCCUCUUAUAAAUACGGAUCGCUCACAAGAAUCCCAGAGUUCGUGGAGUUCCGAGAGCGGCUGUCCCACUCCCUCCACUUCGCCUCCACCACGGCGGAGCAGAUGUUGAUGGAGCUGACCACCGAGGUCGCCAGUCACAACCAGCUGGGUGACCUGAUGCGUCAACUGGACAUCAACCCGGCUACCGACACCACCGACUGGGCCGCCCUGAGGGACAACCGGGACCUCAGGGUCAUGAACACCUGGGAGCCUCUGCACAGGCACCUGACGGAAGAGGACAUUGCCGGCUCCGUCGCAGCGGACACAGCCCUUCUGCGGCUCCGUAACCUGACCCUAAGGCUGCUCGGAGGGGCAUGCGCGCUUUGUCAAAAUUCUCCGGUUAACAAUAACAUGAGGGAAAAUAAGGAGAACAGCGAGUGCGUCAACGGAGAGAGCGGAGGACUUGGUGGAGAGGCGGGCGGAGUUUUUGACGACUUGACGGCGCGGUUGACCAAGGAGGCUCAGGCAGCGACCCUAACCUAUGGCAAUGUUGACCCCCCUCAGCUCCCCCUCCAGGGCCCCGACCCCCCCAGAAUCUACCUCUACGCUUCUGGCGCGUACAUGAACCUUCUCAUCCAACACGCACAUGUCCUCCAGCGCGUACACAGAUACGCACGGGAGCCCUCAGAUCCACACACCCAGGAAACGGGAGAAACACUGAAAAAAACACGGGAAAUCACGGACUCGGCCUUCCAGCUCCACCACGAGGCUCUCCAGGAUAUCCAAACACCUCCAAACGUGACUCCAAACACCAAUACCCGCGCCCUCGCUAGACUCCACCAUCUGUGCCAAACGGUGGGGGCCGCGUGUGUCUUCCUGGGGUGUGCCGUGUGCCUGCUCCGCCCCCUCAAGCAGCAGGCAGCCAAGCGGAAUAAGAAGCGGAAGGAGAGUGUGGCUAUGCCGGAGGUAAUCACGGAGGUAUCUUCCUACCUUUCCUCCAUAACGGGUCACCUGCAGAAAUUGGAGGAAGAAUUAGAGAAAAAACACAAAGCUAUUUCUACUAUUUCUACUACUACUACUACUACUACUACUACUACUACUACUACUGAUACUACUACUACUGAUACUUCUACCCCCUCCUCCUCUUCCUCCUCCUCCUCCUCCUCCUUAGUGAGCGAGGAAGAGGCCAAGCUUGUGUUAGAGCGAGUUAGAGAGAGUCUCGCUCAAAGCUUGGAAAGGCUCUCGCUCUCUCUCUCCUGUAAAGUGAAAUAUCUCUCCUCUCUCAAGCUUUAAUGUGAGAUAGUGAGAUAGUGAGAGAGAGAGAGAGAGAGAGAGAGAGAGAGU